AUGGCGACUUCCCGCCCCUCGUCAAUCGCGGGUAGCGAUGCAGAAGCCAAACCAUCAUUCUUCCGCAACGCGUCGAACAAAGCAUCUACAUACCAUGCGCAGAUACCAUACCUAAGGAGGCUUCCAUUUCCCGUGAUCGCAAUCAUCAUCACGCUCAUCGUAGUGAACCUUUUAGUUUGGGCGGCAGUUGGUAUCGUUCUCCAUUGGCACACGCCUCUGAUAUCAACCGCAAUUCUCUCUUAUACUCUAGGAUUGCGCCAUGCCCUGGACGCGGAUCACAUCUCAGCUAUCGAUCUCAUGACUCGUCGCCUUAUUGCAGCAGGCCAGCGUCCAGUGACAGUUGGAAUGUUCUUCAGUCUUGGACACUCUACCAUUGUCAUCAUCACAUCACUCGUAGUCGCAGGCACUGCAGCAGCCGUUUCAGACAAGUUCGGCAAUUUUGAGCGCGUUGGUGGCAUCAUCGGAACUUCUGUAUCUGCUGCUUUCCUGCUACUCCUUGGUCUCAUGAACAUCUACAUUCUGUACAAACUCAUCGUUCAGAUGCGAAAGAUGAUCGCGAGUGAUCCCGGAAGUGAGCACGAGGAGUUCAAGAUUCAGGGCGGAGGAUGCCUCUUUCCAAUCCUGCAAAAGCUCUUCAAGUUGGUCGAUCGACCCUGGAAAAUGUACCCUCUUGGUGUGCUCUUCGGUCUUGGAUUCGACACUUCCUCUGAGAUCGCUAUCCUGGGGAUCAGCUCGAUUCAAGCAACAAAGGGAACCUCCAUCUGGCUAAUUUUGAUCUUCCCGCUGCUCUUCACUGCCGGCAUGUGCCUCCUCGACACGACAGAUGGCGCGCUGAUGAUGAGUUUGUAUACCAGCACACAACUAGCGCGUGACCCCAUCGCCAUUUGUUACUACAGCAUUGUACUCACAGUCAUCACUGUUAUUGUCGCGACCAUCAUCGGGACAGUACAGUUCCUCAAUCUAGUACUUAACGUUGCUGAGCCACACGGCAAAUUCUGGGAUGGCGUCGAAAAGCUGGGUGACGCUUGGGACAUAGUUGGUGGAGCGAUUUGUGGCACAUUCAUCGUGUUUGGUGGCCUCAGUGUUUUGUUGUACAAGCCUUGGAGACGGCGUAUCGAUCGCAAAAGGGUCAACAACGCGCAUUUCGAGCCACUACCGCAAGAGAACGAGAUUACUGAACCGGACGAAGAAAAUCCCCGAGAAGUGCCCGCAUCGAUCACGACAUAUACAAAGGAUGUGGAUGUGAAUGUUGAGCCUGUUGAGGCUACAGACAUUGCUGGGCCUGCACACCGUUGA
This is a messenger RNA of Alternaria arborescens, 1296 nucleotides long. RefSeq lists its product as hypothetical. NCBI's taxonomy places the organism in Eukaryota, Fungi, Ascomycota, Dothideomycetes, Pleosporales, Pleosporaceae. The record is from RefSeq and is a predicted model, not a curated record. Gene Ontology annotation, molecular function: nickel cation transmembrane transporter activity. Bases 1 to 1296 code for a protein of 431 amino acids. The transcript is spliced from 3 exons. Gene Ontology annotation, biological process: nickel cation transmembrane transport. Gene Ontology annotation, cellular component: plasma membrane.